AUGUACAGCGCUACCGUAUACGGGUUAGGCAGCGUGGUCUUGAUCAGGCAUUCUAAAUUGAUUGUGCCAACUGUCCUGCGUCGUUCGACAAUCAGCCCGAGGAAGAUAUCGACCGGGGCAAUGUUCCAUAAAGCAGUGAAGGAUCACUCCAGCAAAGGCUUCGCAUCUGCCAAACCGCUUCACCCGAACAAUCACAAAUUGAAUGCGAGUUCUUUUUCAACCAUCAAAUCGCCUUCGUCUCUUGCCGGAGCUAAACGCAAGAUUGAUAUGGCUAGCGCAGGACAAUCUGCCUUAGGAUCUCUCCAUGACGCCGUCUACUUUGAUGAAAAUGAUUUCGACGACGAUGACGACCUAGACUUUGAGAUUUUAAAGCCGGGACCACUGAGUCAAGAUGUCGUACCUACGUCGAGCGAGACACCAUGUUUACCAUCGCAAUCAAACUAUAGAGCAGAUGACUCAACAUACACUGCUAGGUCGAGUACCACAGGAUAUAGCCAAAGCAUGAGGACGCAGAAUGUAAUUCAAUCCGAUAUCAAAUACCCCGAGCUCCCACAGGUGGACGACAAGCCUCAGGAACAAAUUCCGCCAAGCAGUAUGCCGAUUCCGUGGUCAUCGUCACCCCCCUCCCAUCACCAACCACCUCAACAAAAGCGUCGCAAACUACCCUGGGGUCAGGAAGACAAAGGUAGCACUUACAGCAACCCGAUAACUCCGGCGCCGACGAGAAAACCAUCCACAAAAGCCGAGAUGCCUUGGAAUAAGACUGCAAGUACUGUGAAGGACGAACAAAAGGAGUUGAGGAGGAUAAAUAAAAAGAGGUCGACCGCCGCCGACUACAAUUUAAGUAAGCCUCAAGCGAGGGUUGCCUCUCUAUUCCUGAGCGAGGAACAGAAAGCAGUUCUCGAUGCCGUUGUCGAUCGACAAAAGAGCAUAUUUUUCACAGGUUCGGCCGGAACUGGAAAGUCUGUUCUCAUGCGAGAGAUUAUCAAGAAACUGCGGGACAAGUACAGAAAAGAGCCCGAUCGUGUUGCUGUGACUGCAUCAACUGGCCUUGCUGCUUGCCAUAUUGAAGGCGUCACCUUGCAUAGCUUUGCUGGAAUCGGUUUAGGUAAAGAGCCAGCAAAGGAACUGGUGAAAAAGGUGAGGAAAAACCAGAAAGCCAGGAAUCGUUGGUUGCGGACCAAGGUUUUGAUCGUCGAUGAAGUAUCAAUGGUGGAUGGCGAUCUUUUCGACAAACUGGAAGAAAUUGCCAGGAGUAUCCGAAACAAUGGAAGACCUUUCGGUGGAAUUCAGCUGGUCGUCACUGGCGACUUCUUUCAGCUGCCCCCAGUGCCAGAGUCCUCGGCUCGAGAUGCCAAAUUUGCAUUUGACGCCGCUACCUGGAAUACUUCCAUCCAACAUACAAUCCUGUUGACUCAUGUCUUUCGACAAAAGGACCCGGUGUUUGCAGAGAUGUUGAACCAAAUGAGACUAGGAAAGAUCACACCGCAGACGACAGAGGCGUUCAAGAAAUUAUCACGCCCUCUAGACUUCCAUGACGAUUUGGAUGCUACUGAAUUAUUCCCUACACGCGCGGAGGUAGAAAAUGCCAAUGGAGUGCGAAUGAGCAGACUAUCAGGUGAGGUGAUGGUAUUCAAUGCUCAAGACUCUGGGUCUAUUCAAGAUGUACAGAUGCGAGACAGAUUACUCGCCAAUUGUAUGGCGCCACCGGUCAUUCACCUGAAGAAGGGAGCUCAGGUUAUGCUAAUCAAGAAUAUGGAGGACAACCUGGUCAAUGGUUCCCUGGGCAAAAUAGUUGCCUUUAUGGAUGAGGCCACAUUUGACUACUACCGAAACAACGAGGACGAGUUUACUGGGGAUAAUAAAGACGGAGACGAUGAGGAUGACGCAGCUGCCCGCAACCGCAAGAAGUUGCGGGCAUUAGCACACAAAGAAGGGGGCAUAAGCACGAGUCGCAAAUGGCCUUUAGUCUGUUUUACUCAGCCAGAUGGCACCGAAAGACAUCUUCUAUGCCAGCCAGAGACCUGGAAAAUUGAAUUGCCCAACGGUGAAAUCCAGGCACAGCGUUCACAGGUGCCAUUGAUCUUGGCAUGGGCCCUUUCAAUUCACAAGGCCCAGGGUCAGACUCUUCCGCGAGUCAAGGUGGAUCUAGGUCGAGUAUUCGAAAAGGGACAGGCAUAUGUUGCGCUCAGUCGAGCAACAUCUCAAGCAGGUCUUCAGGUUACGGGAUUCGAGCCGCGCAAAGUUAUGGUGCACCCAAAGGUCAUUGAGUUCUAUUCGAAGCUCACUGACAUCAAUACGGUGGUCAAGCCCGCCAGAAAAGAAUCGAAUGACAGCAGAACAGGCAAGGUGUAUGAUGAGUUCGAUGAGCUGCACAAUGAAUACAUAGCCGGCCUGCCAUAG
This is a messenger RNA of Talaromyces amestolkiae, 2403 nucleotides long. RefSeq lists its product as uncharacterized. The transcript has 3 exons. The record is from RefSeq and is a predicted model, not a curated record. Gene Ontology annotation, biological process: telomere maintenance; DNA repair. Gene Ontology annotation, molecular function: DNA helicase activity; ATP hydrolysis activity. The coding region runs from base 1 to 2403 and encodes 800 amino acids. Lineage: Eukaryota; Fungi; Ascomycota; Eurotiomycetes; Eurotiales; Trichocomaceae.